Messenger RNA from Drosophila ananassae, 5901 nucleotides. RefSeq lists its product as uncharacterized. Gene Ontology annotation, cellular component: nucleus; cytoplasm. The record is from RefSeq and is a predicted model, not a curated record. NCBI's taxonomy places the organism in Eukaryota, Metazoa, Arthropoda, Insecta, Diptera, Drosophilidae. Gene Ontology annotation, molecular function: protein serine/threonine kinase activity; ATP binding. Gene Ontology annotation, biological process: actin cytoskeleton organization; protein phosphorylation. The transcript has 8 exons. The coding region runs from base 1134 to 4889 and encodes 1251 amino acids.
GGAGAAGGUUGUGUUGAUGUGUGAGUCUUCUUCUUCCGCCCAUAGCGUUCGGUCGUGUUUUCGCGUCGCUCCGUGUUACUUUCUUCUUGUUUACGCCUGGAUAUUUGGAGUGUAUGUUGUUAUUUGAAAGAUUAACCUCCCAGGCUACACCUGCCGUGCCAAGAACUGUAUGAGCUAUCGCCGAGGAAAGCCAAAGGACGCGGUCAGCAAAAAAAAAGUGUCUCAGAGCCUUGGCGGAGAAAUGCUAAUGGACGGCGUCGCGUCCAACAAAACAAGUACACACAACGGAAUAAACAAGUCGAGGAACGAAGAAGACGGCAGAAUCGAGUGAAACCCUAUUUUAAAACAGAAAUCUAUAUAUAAUUUGGAUAUUUCGGUGUUUGAUUCCGACUGUCUGCGAGUGCGAGUGCGUGCGCGUGUGAGAGUGUGUGGGUUGCAUACCACGGCGAAUAAGUGCAAUUGCAGUGGAGCAGUGGAGAGCAGUCACAUACACACAUAAUUGGAUUAUGGCCACACGGCAAUAAGAACGCCAGCAGCAGCAGCCAAGCACCAUCAGCAGCACCAGCAACGAGAGCCAAACAGAGCUCCAACUGCAGCUACCCGGGCUUCCAGAACAGCUUCCCAGAACUGCAAAGUGCCAACCACAACCACAACCAUUCCAAGCCAACCCACAGUAGCCCAAGCAACAAAGUACACAAGGCCUCUGUCGAAAAUCAUUCGUUCAGUGUUCAGUUAUUGAAGUUGAAGUGCUUUUUUUAUUUGUUUCCAAAAUUGUCAAACUCGGACCGAUGGGUCCGAUAACUGUUUCGUGCUGCGUUCAAUAAACUAAACCCCCGCCCCCCAAAAAUAGCAUCCGUGUCAACAAUAGUAGCUGUUCCCGUCGUCAUCCACCCAGUAUUUGUGUUGUCAUGGAAGGUACCAUGGUCUAGGCGCGGCUCCAGCAGAUCCAUACACACAGAUCCUGACUGAUCCCCGGGAAUCAUCCACCACAAUUCACAAGCAGGCAAGGCAAGGCCGCCACUCUCCUCCUCGUCCUCGUCCUCGUCGUUGGGCACCGGCACCCUCCCCUCCGGCUUAGAAAACACAACACCCACAUCCGGAUACGACAGCAACAUACGUCGCAGCUGAUAAACAUGAACCUAAAUCAGCACAGUGGACCUGGACCGCCGUCGGGCGAUCAGGUGGACUCCUCGACCACCACCACCUCCGCCUCCGCCUCCUCCUCCUCGGCCGCCUACUCCUCCCCCUUCGUCUGGCCCAGCACAGCGGGUAUGUGCAGCAGCAGCAGCAGCAGUAGCAGCCCCGCCACCGCAUCAACAGCUCCACCACUGGGCGGAUUAGCUUACAAGGGAGCAGGAGCAGUAGCUGGACCCACAGCCAACGGAGAUGCCAUCACGGAACUUCACAAUGGUGGGCCAGGUGGGAUCACGAACGGCCUCCCGCCGGCGCCUGUUGCGCGGACCAUAUCGUCGGACCGCCUCGUCACCGGCAUCUCGUGUCGGGCGCUGCGGACGGCCGUCUCGGCCUUGUAUUCCGUCGAUGAUUUCGUCAAGGAGAAGAUUGGCUCGGGAUUCUUCUCGGAGGUGUACAAGGUCACACAUCGUACAACCGGGCAGGUGAUGGUCCUGAAGAUGAAUCAGCUGCGGGCCAAUCGACCGAACAUGCUGCGGGAAGUCCAGCUGCUGAACAAACUGUCGCAUGCCAAUAUAUUGAGCUUUAUGGGCGUCUGCGUGCAGGAGGGACAACUGCAUGCCCUGACCGAGUACAUCAACGGUGGCUCCCUGGAGCAGCUGCUGGCCAACAAGGAGGUGGUGCUCAGCGCCACGCAAAAGAUAAGACUGGCGCUGGGUAUAGCGCGUGGCAUGGCCUACGUUCACGACGCAGGCAUCUUCCACAGGGAUUUGACGAGCAAGAACGUACUUAUUCGCAACUUGGCCAAUGAUCAGUACGAAGCCGUCGUGGGUGACUUUGGUCUAGCCGCAAAGAUACCAGUUAAAUCCAGAAAAUCACGCUUGGAGACCGUCGGUUCCCCCUACUGGGUCAGUCCGGAGUGUCUGAAGGGUCAGUGGUACGACCAGACCAGCGACGUCUUCUCCUUUGGCAUCAUCCAGUGCGAGAUUAUCGCCCGCAUCGAAGCCGAUCCGGACAUGAUGCCGCGCACGCCAUCGUUUGGCCUGGACUAUCUGGCCUUCGUCGAGCUCUGUCCUAUGGAUACGCCACCCGUGUUUCUGCGCCUCGCCUUCUACUGCUGCCUGUACGAUCCGAAGAGCCGACCCACCUUCCACGAUGCCGGAAAGAAGCUGACGCUUCUGCUGGAAAAAUACGAACACGAAUCAUCGGCGGGAGCGAGUCCUCUGAGCUCCCUAGAGCUGAUAAACUGCUCGCCAGGAGGCAGUGACUCGGAGCAUAUAGCAGCAACAGCCAGGCCACUAACCUCAGCACCCACCGUAGCCACCAUUUGCACGGCUCCGGCGGGUGUACUGACACCACGGCAUCUGAGGGAAGUGGACGAAGAAGGCUUUCGUUUCCCGAGCAAAAAGUCAGCAUCGGCCGCACUACCAGGCACUCCCAAUGGAUCCGCUGGUAGCACUGGCUUCGACGAUCACAUACUUAAGUCGCGAGUGCGGCGGGCUACCCAAAAACUAGAAGCCGAGAUUCUAUUGCACCGACGCUCGCUGAGCGAGAACAUCAUCCACUUUCCGAUGCACACGUCGCCCAGCGAUAAGGCGCGAUGUCAUCAAAUGUCGCGUCAGCGCUCUUCCACCCACUCACCAACGCCUCCGAGACAACUUUCAUCGGUCCAAUUGCCCGUCACAGCUAUUCCCGAUCCCCCGCCACUUCCGCAACCGGUGCCCGCUGUUCUCACACUUCGGAAAGUGGGCGAAACUAUGUGCCUCAAGGAUCCACAGUACAAACGGCCGUCUGGCAACGAUCACAAUGGCUCCAAGCCGAAUCCCUUCGAGGCGUUGGCCCAGCUGCGCGGCGUCAAAAAGAUUCUAGAUGCCAAUCCGAAGACAUAUGCAGCAGGCGUGGGUGAUCUGUUUAGCUCGUGCUUUGAGAUGCUGGCUCCAUUCUUCAAAGAAUUGGCCGCCAUGCAGGGAAAGGCGGUGCCGCAAGGUGCGGGAGCUGGGUCAGCUGAGGGCAGUGAAGUGGCAACCCAAGCAGCAACAACGGCAGCCACGCCCAGUGAACCAAAGAGUCUGCCUGUUUCGCCACACAUGACUCGCAAGUACAGCGCCAUUGAGCUGCGACUACCACAAAGGAUUAGUAAUGCUGCUCCGGCUGCUGCUCCAGAACCCACUCCAGCUGCAGAAGAAUUGCCGGCGGACGAGGAUGAUUGUGAUGAGUGCAAUUCAGAGGGCGAGGAUCCCGAUGGAGGCGGGAACUGUGCGGACGCGGAGUCCAGCAGUGAUGAUAGUGUCGAUCGCCCACCCUCCGUUCCUCGCAAAUUUCGGGCAAACUCUCUAUACACCCACCCGCUCUUCCGGGGCUCCAGCGGCACCAGCUUAAAGAGCAACGGCACCAGCGAAUUCGAAAAUCCAGCUUUGCUGAAGGCCAGUGCCUCAACGCUGACCUUGACAGCCUCCACAGUGGGCGCUUCGAACUCCAACGAGGACUUGACUGAUUGCAAAAAAUCCAAAGAACAAACGGUUGCCAGUACCGCGGCCAUUACCGCCCUACCUUCACCUACACCUCUCUCCUCCGGCUGCUCGACCAGAUUGGCCGAGGCGCCCGCCUCUGUGUCAUGCACCGACCUAGAGCUCGACGAAAUAAAGAAUACCUGCGAUCUGAGCGAGCUGAAGAACUCCUGUGAACAGCUACCCUCGAAAACGAAUCUAACGCGACGCGACUCCAUUGAAAGUGGCUUCUUCUCGUGCUUCAACGAGGAAUCGGAUGCUGCAAUGACCAACAACAGCUUCGGCCGGCAGUUCAACGGAAUCGGAUCAUUGGGAAUGGGAUGUAGCGGCGGAGGAGUGAACAGCAGCAACUGUUGUUACGAACAGUUGAAGACUCAGCUACUGCUCGAUGCAGGAAGUGGCGCCAACAGUGAACUCAACGAUAAACUGGCGAGUCUGUGCCGAUGCUGUUACUACGCUACCUCAACAUCCAAUGCAGCAGUAACUGCGGCAGCUGCUGCUGCUCAGCAGCAACACCAAAACCAGCUUCUUAACGACACCUCUUCAACGUCUUCGUCUGUGCUGCUAAUAGACAACGAUCCCUGCGUUCUCGGGGGCAACACCUCAUCCUCCACGGCUUUGGACUCGAUGGAUGACCUGGACGCCGAGAUUGUGCCAACCCGACCGGUCCACCAACGCCGCUAUACCUGUCACCAUGCGCUGCUUGGGGGAAACGGAAGCGAUUCUCAAAUGGCAGCCACCGCAGGACUCAUCAACCGCUUGGCUUUGGACUCUGAGAUCCAUACACUGCUCCAGCGCAGUCCAUUUGCGACGAACCAGCUGCUGUACUGCAAGAACCGAACGUCCUCCAUCUACACAGACAGCUCCGAUGACAUCAGCAGUCUGGCAGGAUCGGACUCAUUGCUCUGGGACGAUCGCUCCUUCACGGCGCUGCCGAGCACGCGAUCCGCCCAAAUAGCCAAGAUAGUAGAGUAUUUUGAGCGCAAGCGACAGGACUCCUCGCCACCGUCGAUCCAUCAUCGGACCGGAAAUGGGACUGUGGCUGCCGCCGUCGCUGCAUCGGCCCUGGGAUCCAACUACCUCUCGUACGAGUCGCGUCGCUAUUCGGACUUUAAGCGACACCUUAACGCAGAUGCCCUAUGCUUCGACUUGGAUAAGAAGCCGGCCCAGCAGCGAAUGAUGGUGUGCGAGGGGGCCGUUAAAUCGAAGCUACCCAUAUUCGACAAGAAAAAGCAACAGCAGGGCGGCUAAUGGACGGGAUUUGGCAAUGGAAACACAGUCCGAAUACCUAUACAUUAGCUUAUUCGUUCAGUCACCUUGCGACUUUGUUAGAUUCAUUGAGAUUUUUACCCUCAUUCCCAAUUCCUUCACAUCUGGCAGUAACGCUUUCUAAGAAUACAACAGAAAAAAAAAGGAAAAUAAUUUUUCCACUAAAGUUGGUUAGUUCCCAUGCCUGAAAAGUGUACUUUAGUUCAUAGUUUUAUUUCCUUAUCAUGUCAUGUGUAAAGAGAGCAAUUUCAAAUAAGCCAAAAUGUUCUACUAAAAAAUUAUCAUGCCCUUAACUAACCGUAAGAGAAACCAUUUCGUUUGUAUUAGUUGGAAAGUGGAAAGUGUGUCUAAUUAUUAUUAACUUGCAAUUGCAUAUACAUAAUCACAUAUAACAUAAUCAUAUGUCGUACUGGUUCCUAGUCUUUCAAAUUUACAUCGCUAUAUAUUAUGCUAAAUUAGUGAGUAUGCUAGAAACCAAUCUUGGAAAGUAUUUAUUCUUAUUAAUUAAAUCUGUCAAUGGUAUACUCCUACGAAAUGGCAAAGCUGUUUUCUAUACAUACAAUAUUAUUAAUAUUAUCAUUAAAUUAAUCGCUAUAUUUAUUUGGUUUUGUUUAAAACUCUGUAUAAAAUGAUUAUGUUUAAACUACAAUAAAAAUUUACACAUAUACAUUAAAUGGCAUAUUGCAAUACAUACAUUUUAACAGUAGAAAAUAUUUAUGAUGUAAGAUCAAAGAUAAAUAUCUAUAAAGACCUAUCGACUUGAGGUUGUAAGACUUGAAUCGGUUUUAUCAUCGAAAACUGUACAUAUUUAUGCUCCCGGAUAAGUUUAAAACCGAAAUAUUAUAUCUUUGGCGCUCCCCAAACGCCUGAAUGAUGAUACUUUAUUUUUAAAUGCCUAUGUUAGUGAUACGAGGUUAUCGGCAUUACAAAUAAAUACAUACAUAUGUAUACAUUAAAAAAAUAGCCUGAUUAGUGUUUUAUCAGGCAUAAUUUC